Emys orbicularis (European pond turtle) is the source of this 1086-nucleotide messenger RNA. RefSeq names its product NFKB inhibitor epsilon (gene NFKBIE). The coding region runs from base 1 to 1086 and encodes 361 amino acids. The record is from RefSeq and is a predicted model, not a curated record. The transcript has 6 exons. Gene Ontology annotation, cellular component: cytosol. Gene Ontology annotation, biological process: cellular response to tumor necrosis factor. NCBI's taxonomy places the organism in Eukaryota, Metazoa, Chordata, Testudines, Emydidae. Gene Ontology annotation, molecular function: NF-kappaB binding.
AUGGCUGGGACGCGGGGCUCGGAGAGGAAGGAGAGCUCGGAGAUGGAAGAAGGGCAAUGUGACUCGGGCAUCUACUCGAUCCCCUCCAUCCGCUCCCUGCCCGGCCCGCCGGAGGAAGGGGAGCACCCCCCGGGCCUGGGGGACACGCUGCGGGAGAAGGACUCCGGCCCCCUGGGCAAAGAGGGAGCAGACGCCCUGGAAGCGGAGGAGAGGAUCGACUCUACCUAUGGCUCGGCCUCCCUAACCGAGCCCCUGGCCGCGCUGGGGCAACUCCCCGAGGAGGAAGCAGAAGCCCUGGAGGGGCUCAGCCAGCAGCAGCUGGAGGCACUCACCUACAUCUCGGAGGAUGGCGACACGCUGCUGCACCUGGCAAUCAUCCAUAGCUUCCCAGCACUGGCAUUCUUCUGCAUCACCCACCUGCCCACGGAGGUGCUCGAGAUCCAGAACGACUUGUUCCAGACCCCACUUCACCUGGCCGUGUACCUUGAGCAGCCCAACGUGGUGAGGGCACUGAUCCACAAUGGGGUGAGCCUGGCCCUGCAGGACCGCAACGGCAACACCCCUCUGCAUGUGGCCUGUGAGCAGCAGAACCUACAGUGCGCCAAGCAGCUGCUGCAGGAGCCAGGGGAGAGCACAGAGCCUCGAAGGAGCCUGCAGGACCUGCAGCUCCAGAACUGGCAAGGCUUAGCCUGUCUGCACAUCAGCACCUUGAAGGGGAACCUGCAGCUGAUGAAACUGCUGCUGCGGAGUGGAGCUGACAUUAACGUCCAGGACGGCACAAGUGGGAAGACGCCCCUGCACCUGGCAGUGGAGAGCCGUGACCGCGAGGCAGUUCAGUACCUGCUCAGCAAGGGGGCCCAUGUGGAUGCCCUGAUGUACAACGGCUGCACCCCGCUACACCUGGCUGUGGGCAGGAAGGACGCCGCCAUGGCGGCCAUACUGUACCAUUCGGGGGCUGACACCCUGCUGAGGAACAUGGAAGACGAGACCGCCCAGGACCUGGCCGACGGCAAUGACGACCUCCUCGCCCUCCUGCCUUUCGAUGACCUGAAGAUCUCGGGAAAGCUGGUGGUGUGCUCUGACUGA